Molecule: messenger RNA, 801 nt
Organism: Trichobilharzia regenti
Lineage: Eukaryota; Metazoa; Platyhelminthes; Trematoda; Strigeidida; Schistosomatidae
Source: the annotation of a GenBank genome assembly
AUGAAAAAAGAAAAUUUAAUAAUUAAUAAAAAAGAAGUAUUAAAACAAAUUAAAUCAACUUUAAUAAGAUAUAUGCAUUAUCCAGAGACAAGUAUAACUGCAUUUAACACUGAUAAUGAUAAUAAUAAUACUAGUGAAAAUGACGAUGAAGGUUAUGCAUUAUUUAAUCCAUUGAUUCAAACAACAGUUCAAGGUCAAAUAGCAUCUUUAGGCGAAUAUAUAUCAUGGAUAUUAGGAAAUGAAGAAGUACUGGAAAAUAUAAAUUUAGAAUAUAAUAAAAUGCACAAUCUUAUGCCUAGUGAUGCGGAUUAUGAUAAUAAAGGUGUUAAUUCUAACGUUACAAGUGGUUAUUGUCGAUUAAAGUCGAAUAUGUUAAGAGUUAACCUCAAUGAUCAUUAUAAUAUGAACGAGGAAUCGAAGCAUAAAAGGAUUAAACCGAAACAGAAAGUGGAAACACAAAAGUCAGAAAAGUUAGUUUCCUCGUCGUUAUCAUCACCCUCAGUGUUUUCACAUAAAACAAAUAGUCAACGUGAUCCAGUAUCAGGUUAUGCUAAUGAUGAAAGAAAACUGAUGAACAGAAUGCCUCUCGAUAUUGACAUCAAAGUUAAUGGUAAAAGAAAGAAAGUAAAACGUAAGAAUCACACUACUCAUCAUAAAAUUUUACAUGAUAAUAAUAAUAUAGACUUUCCAAUAUCAAACUAUUGGUACUAUGAUAUGAAAUUAAAAACUAUGCAUAACUCUAAGAAAUCCAAUGAGAAUUUGUUUGGAACGGUGAAAUAUACAUGUACUUCAACUCUGUAA